CCCUAACGUCGCUUUACCUAACGGUAUUCUCUCUCUCUCUCUCUCAAACACAAACACUCACUGACUUCCACUUUGGGUCUUCCACCAUCAUUCCUUAUUAUUAUUAUAUGAUCUCUACAAAAUCAACCUAACCACUUCUCCAAUUAAACUCCAAAACAUUCCAAUUUUAUUUAGGCUUCAAAUCAAUACACAACACAACACAAUCGUCAUGGAUCUUUGUGCUCUACACAUCAAACCUAACAUACCCAUCUUCAAUCACCCUAAUUCCUCACCAAAGUUUGCACCUUUCGAUCUUCCAAAAGUCUUCCAGAUUACGGUUCCCAAAUCAAUGCUUUACUCCAAUCGUUCGAUUAUUGUGCGAGCUAAUGGGAACAAGAAUUCGCAUAAUGAUCCUGAUUCAUCGUCUUCUGCAGGCAAUGGUGAUCAUUCGGUUCCGGAAGGAGAAGGAAAUAAUCAUGCUGAAAGCCACAAACCUAGUGAUACGGGUACCCCAAAGUUCCACCAUAAAGUUGACUGGAGAGAGUUUAGAGCCAUUCUCGUUGACAAUAAGCAGUUACUUCUUAACAAACAAGAUGAAGGGGCGGUCCAAGAGCCCAAACGUCUAGGGUCAAAAUGGGCCCACCCCUUGACCUCUCCCGAGACAGGCUGUGUCCUCGUUGCAACCGAAAAGCUCGACGGGGUUCAAACAUUCGAAAGAUCAGUCGUUUUCCUACUGGGCUCAGGAACCCGACACCCCCAAGAAGGCCCGUUUGGAGUAAUAAUAAACCGACCCCUUAACAAAAAGAUCAAAAACAUGAAACCCACAAAUCUUCAUUUAGCCACCACGUUCUCCGACUGUCAGUUGCAUUUCGGCGGGCCUCUUGAGGCAAGCAUAUAUUUAUUAAAAACAAAAGGGAAAGAAAGCUUUCUUGAUUUCGAAGAAGUUGUUCCUGGUUUAUGCUUCGGUUCCCGAAACAGUUUGGAUCAAGCUUCUGCGUUAGUGAAGUCCGGGGUUUUGAAACCGCAAGAUUUUCGGUUUUUUGUUGGGUAUGCGGGAUGGCAGCUUGAUCAGCUUAGAGAAGAGAUUGAAGCCGGUUUUUGGCACGUGGCGGCUUGUAGUUCAAAUUUGAUUUUCGGUAGGAUACAAAGUUCGUCGUCGGAGGGUUUGUGGGAAGAGAUUUUGCAGCUUAUGGGCGGGAGUUACGCGGAGCUGAGCCGUAAGCCGAAGCGAGAUAUAUAAUUUUUGUUUUGAAGUUAUUCGAGUUAAAAUAAAAUGGGAGUAUCUAAGGUUAAAGUUUACUGUUUUAUAAAUAUUAUAAAUAUAAAUAUUACAAGUAGUCUUAAGGUUGUACAGAAUUGACAAAGUAGAAACUUGCUCUUUAACAUGUAAAUGAACCUUAUGGUAUGUGUAGUUAUAACUUAGAGGGAGCUUCUUCAAA
This is a messenger RNA of Helianthus annuus (common sunflower), 1418 nucleotides long. RefSeq names its product UPF0301 protein Cpar_0662. The coding region runs from base 209 to 1219 and encodes 336 amino acids. The transcript is spliced from 3 exons. NCBI's taxonomy places the organism in Eukaryota, Viridiplantae, Streptophyta, Magnoliopsida, Asterales, Asteraceae. The record is from RefSeq and is a predicted model, not a curated record.